AUACUCUCUCUCUCUCUGUCUCAGUCACUCUCACACAAGUUACUUUUCUCCGGUGAUCCAAAUCCUGCUUCAGUCUCUGGACUUGUUUUUUUUCUUCUAAGUGACCCUUUUUGACCAGAUUAGCUCAAAUACUUGACACAAAGAGUUCCAGCAACUUCAAUGGCUUCCGGUGAUGUACUUCCUCGCUUCUACACUGUCUUUCUUUCCUGUGUCAGUUCCAACUCUUUGCUGAUACCAAGGUCUUACUACGAACAUUUACCGCGUCGUUUACCCAAAACAGCGAUUCUCACGGGAACUGGUGGAAGAGUUUGGAAAGUAGCAAUGAUGAGCAAGCGAGAGCAAGUGUAUUUGGCACGAGGCUGGGAAAAUUUCGUGGCCGAUAACGAGCUAAAAGAUGGAGAGUUCUUGACGUUUGUUUUUGAUGGGUACAAAAGUUAUGAAGUAAGUAUCUAUGGUCGCGGUAGCUGCAAAGAGACGCGAGCAGUCGUUCAUGUUGAAGAGAUCUCUGAUGAGUCAGAAAGUGACAACGAUUCUCUUGGUAGCCUUGUUGACGUAACACCCAUGCCAGCGGAAGAGAACUCUGAUGAUACUGAAGGUGACAAUGAUUCUUGUGAUAGCGUUGUUGACGUAACUCCCAUGCCAGUGGAAGAGAUAAGUGAUGCAAGUGAUAGUGACUAUUAUUAAAUCAUCUGAUUGAUGCUGAACUAUUCGUAUGUUUAAUUCACUUUUCCUCUGUGGACAUGAAUUCUCUUAUAUCACUUCAUCCCUGAAGUUGUUUUCGUCAUUGUUAGGAUUAUAAACUCUAUUUGUAUCUGAGAAAUUGCCACUAUUACCAGAAGUUUAAACAAUGGUUUAAUGAAGAUCACUAUUACGAGAGAAGUGUAUCUUUCUUUACAAGGUAUGUGUAUAUACUGAUGGAAUUUGAGAUAUAUCUCUAAUUUGAACUUUGAGCAGCUUUUUAAAUAAUUGUAAAAAUAAACGAUAUGUUUCAUAAAUCAUAAUUAGCAC
Arabidopsis thaliana (thale cress) is the source of this 1008-nucleotide messenger RNA. RefSeq names its product AP2/B3-like transcriptional factor family protein. The record is from RefSeq and is marked reviewed. The coding region runs from base 160 to 684 and encodes 174 amino acids. Gene Ontology annotation, cellular component: nucleus. Gene Ontology annotation, molecular function: DNA binding. Lineage: Eukaryota; Viridiplantae; Streptophyta; Magnoliopsida; Brassicales; Brassicaceae. The transcript is spliced from 3 exons.